GAAUUACUGGAGGAUCAACACCACGGAGCUCAAAUGUCAACCGUAGAAUACAUUUCAACAGCUGGAUUUGAGAUUUUGAAAAUCAGCAAUGGAUUGUUGCUUGAAUCUGAUUGUCCUCUUCUGUGGAGUUAACUUCAUCUCCUGCUCUCACUUACCACCACUACGUAAGUACUACUAUGUUGACAAAUUGAUGACCUGGGCUGGAGCUCAGCGUUACUGCAGAGAGGAAUACACCGACCUGGCGACCUUCGAAAGCACGGAUGAUGUCAGCAGGCUGCCACCUGACACCAAACCAUCUAGAUGGAUCGGACUGAGUGACGACCCUAAAUCGUGGAGGGGUACCAUGGGCAAUGACCCCAACUCCUGGAGAUGGUCAUCGACUUGUGAAACCAGUAGAACCGGUUACCAGAACUGGGCGGUGGGGAAACCAGCCAAUGCCCUGCAGCCCUGUGCUGUGAUGCUCGCUGAUGGACGAUGGAAUGAAUAUUCCUGUGAAUCAGCUUUAUAUUUUAUUUGUUACACUGAGACGAACCAAGCAACGAAAAGCUUUGUGUUAAUACAACUUUCAAAACGCUGGUCUGCUGCCCGCGACUACUGCAGAGAACACUUCACAGAUUUAGCCAAGAUUGAGAAUGAUGAGGAAAAGAAUGAGGUCAAUUCCGCAAAUCCAAGCCAUGGCAUAGUUUGGAUCGGUCUGUACCGAGUGCCGUGGACUUGGUCCGACAAGUCACAAAGCUCCUUUAGAGUCUGGGCUCGUGGUGAGCCAAAUAAUUCCGGCAACGAGGAAUUCUGUGGAGCUAUGACAUCAUCACAUCAAUGGAAUGACGUUGGCUGCUCUUACCUAUUCCCGUUUGUCUGCCAUCAAGUUAUCACAUUGAAGACCACGCUCAAGAUGAAGUUUGAGACUGACGCUGAUAUCACAGAUCCAGCUCUUAACGCCCAGAUCCUGCAGCAGCUGAGUGCAGCGCUGACACGUAAGGGAUUCACUGACUUCAAGCUGAGAUGGAAGAUUCCGCCCAAAAAGCAGGAGAAGACCACGGAAACUCAAUGUGUCAUAAAUGAGACGAACCAAGCAACGAAAACCUUUCUGUUGAUCCAACUUUCAAAAAGCUGGUCUGCUGCCCGCGACUACUGCAGAGAACACUACACAGAUUUAGCCAAAAUUGAGAAUGACGGGGAACAGAAUGAGGUCAAUUCUGCAAAUCCAAGCCUUUAUGUUAUCACAUUGAAGACCACGGCACUCAAGACGAAGUUUGAGACUGACGCUGAUAUCACAGAUCCAGCUCUUAACGCCCAGAUCCUGCAGCAGUCAGCAAUGGAUUGUUGCCUUCCUUUGAUUGUCCUCUUCUGUGGAGUUAACUUCAUCUCCUGCUCUCACUUACCACCAUUACGUAAGUACUACUAUGUUGACACAUUGAUGACCUGGGCUGGAGCUCAGCGUUACUGCAGAGAGAAAUACACCGACCUGGCGACCUUCGAAAGCAUGGAUGAUGUCAGCAGGCUGCCACCUGACACCAAACCAUACAGAUGGAUCGGACUGAGUGACGACCCUAAAUUGUGGAGUGGCACCAUAGGUAAAGAGCACAACUCCUGGAGAUGGUCAUCGACUGGUGAAACCAGUCAAACCGGUUACCAGAACUGGGCGGCGGGGAAACCAACCAAUCCCCUGCAGACCUGUGUUGUGAUGCUCACUGAUGGACGAUGGAAUGAAUAUCCCUGUGAAUCAGCUUUAUAUUUUAUUUGUUACACUGAGACGAACCAAGCAACGAAAAGCUACGUGUUAAUCCAACUUUCAAAAAGCUGGUCUGAUGCCCGCGACUACUGCAGAGAACACUACACAGAUUUAGCCAAGAUUUCGAAUGAUGAGGAACAGAAUAAUGUCAAUUCAGCAAAACUACAAUAUUAUAUUGUAGUUUGGAUUGGUUUGUACAGAGUGCCGUGGACUUGGUCUGACAAGUCACAA
Messenger RNA from Gasterosteus aculeatus aculeatus (three-spined stickleback), 1963 nucleotides. Lineage: Eukaryota; Metazoa; Chordata; Actinopteri; Perciformes; Gasterosteidae. The record is from RefSeq and is a predicted model, not a curated record.